CUGGCGGGAAAGGCACCGGAAACACGUCGGUGGUCACGUGAUGUGCGUGUAGCGGUCAACAUGGCGACUGGGAGAGUAGCUUGGUAGACGGUUUCUUCUGCUGUAGCAGAGCUUCACCUGGGUUCUUUUAACGCAUCAUCGCUCAGUUUUCGAGGUUGUCUGAAGCAGCACGAUGCCAAGAAAAAGUAGCGUCAGCUUCAAACCAGGAGACCUGGUGUUCGCCAAGAUGAAGGGCUUCCCUCACUGGCCUGCCAGGAUCUGUAAGUCGGAGGACGGCUACAAGAAGCGAGUCCCAGUCUACUUUUACGGGACCCAUCAGAUAGGUCUAAUCCCUCCAAAGAACGUCGUCCCGUACGCCGGCAACAAGAAUAAAUAUGGCAGCGGCGUUCGCAUCAAAGGCUUCACUGAAGGCAUGUGGGAGAUCCAGAACACGCCUGGAGUUGGGAGUAAACUUAAAGUACCAGCAAAGACAACAACUGUUAAACCGACUUCCAAUAAAACCACAAAUGACAAACCUAAAAGAAUUUGCAGUAAACUGGACUCCAGUCAGUCUGCUCCUGCGACUGCAGACAGUAAAUCAGCCUCUGGCAGAAAUACACCGAGCAAAGUUACAGCAGAAAUGGAAGCUGCAGCUUCAGAGAGAGAGUCCAAACAACGGCCAGACGAUGCCACUGCUACUGAUGACUCAGAGACCACUGUGACAACCAGAAGGGGGGCAGUGGGUAGUAAUCAGAGUACACCUGCAGGGAGACGUACUAGACAAACUACUACCAGUACUGCUUCUGCAAAGACUGAGGAGGAGGCUGAUGCUGAACAACACAAAAGGACUCCUGCUGGUCCUGCUGUAGCCACACCAGCCAGAAAGAAACAGAAGAUCACAGAAACAAGAUCUGCUUCUAGACAAACAGCCCAGAAUGACAGAGAGCAAACGGGAGAAAGUGAAGAGAAAACUGGGGACAGAAGGCGCAAGAAAGCCAAAAAAGGUAAAGGUGUGGCAAAAAAGGCAGAAGGCACAAACGAGAAAACGAAGGAGAAGUCAGCAGAAAGCCACGUGAUGAAGACCAGGGGGGCUGAGAAAGAGGAGCAGAAGGAAGAGCAGAUGAAACAGGAGGUGAAAGAAGGGAAAAAGCAGGAGAGGACGAGUUCAGAAGACGGUCGAGGAACAAAAAGAAAGGGAGAGAAGGAGGCACAGAAGACAAAGAAACAAGGCUCAGAGGACAGGAAAGAAGAGAAACCUGCAGAACAGCCAGUGAGGGAGGAGAGGAAGACGAGGAGAGCAGAGAAGAAGGAGAAAAGUACAGAGGAAACGGGAGAGACGGCAAAGAAAAAGACCUCAGAGGACGAGAGGGAAGAAGACGCACCAGAAGAGCCAGGAGCCGGUUCUGUGGACCAGCAGAGACAGCGUCACCUGGCGUCAAAGAGGGAGAGUGUGUUAAAGUCUCUGAGAGGUUUGCUGAAGGACGGGAGGCGAGGGAGGAGAGUGAAGAGCAGUCUGAAAGGUGGUGACAGAGCAAAGAGGAGCGUGGAGGUCCGAAAGACACCAGCCAACAACAGCGUGAAGGAACCGCCCGUCACUGAGGUGAAGCCGGGCGUCAAAGCCAAACUCUCCGGCAAAUCAGCACAAGAGACACUGAGAGGAGAGGAGAACAAGAGCACGAGGAAAGACAGUGGACAUGGGUGUGAACAGACAACAACAGCAGAAAAGACGAAAGAGGAACAGAGGAGGAAAAGCCCUGAAGACAAGACGAAAGACGACCCAAAAACGAGGAAAAGCCCUGAAGACAAGACGAAAGACGAGCAGAAGAGGAGGAAAAGCCCUGAAGAGAAGACGAAAGACGAGCAGAAGACCAUGAAGAAAAGCCCUGAAGACAAAGAGCCCAAACAGCCGAACGAAGACAAGACCAAAGACGAAAGCAUGAAGAAAGGAGAAGAAACGAAUCAAAGCAGAGACGAAGAAAAGAAGGAAGAGAGAAAAAUCAUCGGAAAGAUUGUGAAGGCGACGGCCAAACAGGGAACCAAGGUCAAAACCAUGAUGGGAGGACUGAUGGUGCCUGCAGCGGAGGAGGAGAAGAAGAAGACGGACGGCGUGAAGAAUAAAGAGCACAGAGAGAAGAUUCCUGAGGCUCGAACGAGAGCAGCGACGGACGACAACAAAGACGCAGAGAAGAAGAGUGAGGACGCGUCCAGUGGAAGGACUCAGGAGAAGAAGAGAGACGAGAAGGGCAGCGAGAAAGCUGUGAAAGAGAAGAAGAAGAACGAAAGAGCAGAAAGAGCAGCGGAGCGAGGAGAGAAGUCAGCAGAGGCCAAAGCGAAGGAGGAGAAGAAGAGCGACGCAGCAGAAGAGACGCUGGAGCUGCAGCCGGAGGGGACGGUUCCCACCAUGACGCUGACCGACUCCACGCUGCACCGCAUCCACGGAGACAUCAGGAUCGCCCUCAAGUCUGACAACCCAGACAUCGGUAAGUGUCUGAAGGCUCUGGAUCAGCUCAGUAUGGUUUAUGUGACGUCACAGCACGUUCAGAGACACAGUGAACUAGUGGCGACACUGAGAAAGAUGCGCUUCUACAGAGCCAACCAGGCGGUGAUGGACAAGGCCUCCAUGCUCUACAACCGCUUCAAGAACGCCUUCCUGGUGGGACAGGGGGAGGAGGUGGUGAGCGCCGCCUUCCUGCGCUCCCUGCUGGAGCAGAAGGGGAGGGAGGAGCAGCUGAGGAGGAGCGAGGGGGCCGGGAGUGAUGGGGGAGGAGAGGAGGGGAGGCAGGAAGGUGCAGUGGACUCCUCCUGAGCUCCUCCUGUCAACCAGCCUCCGCGUGACGAGGCUCCCCCUUCAGAUGACGAGGCUCCUCCUCCACGUGACGGCGCUGGGACGAUGCUCCUCCUCCUUUGAGCCUCGUGGGGACAGUGACGAUCCGCUGACUCUUUUAUCUGGACACACUAGUGUUUAACUUCACUUCAGCAUUACUUUAACCUCAGACACCAGCUGAGGUUCAGGUGCGUUUGAACCUAGAACGAGGAGCAACGCCUCAGACGUGGGACUGGAGGCUCAGACAGGAAGCAGCUGCUGGUGACGUGAGCCCAUCGUCACGGUGCUUUUUAAUGUCGAUAUCAAACCACGCCGAGCAUUAAACGGAGUCUGUUGAUGCCGUGGAUCAUGUUUCAGCUGCUGCGUUGACGCUUCUUUUUGUACAUUUAGGUAUUUUAGUCUGUGUUUUAUUGUGACACCUGAGAUAUUUAUGAUGUUUUAGCUUAGCAGUUGUUUUCUAAAUGGCUGUUACACGAUCUGUUAUGUAAAUGUGUAAUUUUUAUGGAAACAUGUCAAAGCUUAUUUUAUAAAUCGGACAAGUCAUUUCAA
Molecule: messenger RNA, 3352 nt
Organism: Betta splendens (Siamese fighting fish)
Lineage: Eukaryota; Metazoa; Chordata; Actinopteri; Anabantiformes; Osphronemidae
Product: PC4 and SFRS1-interacting protein-like
Exons: 12
Coding region: 173-2785 (870 amino acids)
Biological process (GO): regulation of transcription by RNA polymerase II
Cellular component (GO): nucleus
Molecular function (GO): transcription coregulator activity; double-stranded DNA binding
Source: RefSeq, a predicted model, not a curated record